Messenger RNA from Aureobasidium subglaciale EXF-2481, 1297 nucleotides. RefSeq lists its product as uncharacterized. Bases 236 to 1252 code for a protein of 338 amino acids. The record is from RefSeq and is a predicted model, not a curated record. NCBI's taxonomy places the organism in Eukaryota, Fungi, Ascomycota, Dothideomycetes, Dothideales, Saccotheciaceae. Gene Ontology annotation, molecular function: catalytic activity. The transcript is spliced from 2 exons.
CUUCCGCCUUCUCCCGUGCAAAUGGCCCUCACCUCUUGUUGAUACCCCGACUUUUCUUUCCUUAACCUUUCUGGACAUCCCACAUCUCGCCCCGCCUUCACUUCCACACUACAAACCAUAAUGUCUCUUUGAUUUUGAAUAUUAGCCUGAACCGUCUUCCACCCGCCAAAAAAAUUGUUCACGACCUCCCCCACCCCAGACGUCCUGGAUCACCACCACUUGACAUCAAUCAGACAUGUUGGAUGAAAUCCCACUAGAAGAUCAAUAUGUCUUCACGUCAAUGCGCUACGAUGGCUCGAUGAAGCGCAACGCGCAAAAUCCCGUGUGUUGUCCGGACUCGAAGGCUGCGUAUCUCAUCAAGUAUCACUACGAGCGUCUGGUCACUGCCGCCGAUCAUCUGGGCUGGUACGACACCAACAAGAGGCUGAAAGGACCCGUUGAUCUGUUCAAUCGUAUCCAAACUGCCGUUGCCGAACACAAGAAGAAGACUGGCAACAAAUGUCCAUUCAAGGUUCGAGUAUGCUUGCGUCACAACGGGAAAAUGGAAAUCGGGGUUGAGCCAAUCAUGGCCAUGAAGCAACCACUUCUCUUCCCGACCACACUGGAUCUGGGCAAGUCAAGCCAGGAAGCGGCCUCUCAAACGCCCAUCUUCAAAGCUGUACUGGAUGUUCUGCCUACUAGGACUACCACGUUCACCCGCGACAAGACUCACUACCGCACAAUGUACAACUAUGCCAGGCAGUGCGCAUCUAUCCAGUCAUACCAGGACGCCAAGGAGGUCAUCUUGUUCAACCGCGACAAUCAGGUCAUGGAUGGAUCCAUUACGACUCCUUACUUCUAUCGCGACGGUAAAUGGAUGACUCCGCAUAGAGACUGUGGAGGUCAGCAAGGAACCACUCGUCGCUGGGCUAUUGACCAAGGCAUCUGCCACGCCGGCAUUAUCGACAUUACUUCCAUCAAGCACGACGAGAUCAUCUGGCUCAGCAAUGGUGUCAAAGGCUUCUUUACCGCCCGCUUCGUGGCUUGCAACGAUCGUCUUGCCCGCACGCCUAGCUACGAGUCUCGCAUCUCACACGUCUCUCGCAGCGACAGUGGCAUCGAUGAAAUGCAUUCUCUAAAAUCUCAUCAGGACGAAGUUGCCGAAGACGACAUCGAGCCCACACGUCAAAAAUGGAGCCCCGAACCGGGAUCUGACGACUUCAGAAAUUCUGCUUUUGAUCUCAACGUCUUCGAGCGUGCAUUGAAGCUGUAGAUGCCUUUCUGCUUUCCCCCUUUCUUCCUUCAAUUCUGUUACUUG